CCCUUAUAUGACAUCUCAAAUCACACCUCACAACAAGCUGCACCGCAGCAACCUUAGUGAGAAGCUGAAGUACUGAUCCGAUCGAUCCAGUAUGGCAAACGCGCCGCCGAGGAUCUUGGCAGUCCUGGGGGCUCUCGGGCUAGCACUCCUCUGCGCUGCCGCCGUCCCGGCCGCCGCGCAGAACUGCGGCUGCCAGGCAGGUUACUGCUGCAGCAAGUUCGGUUACUGCGGCACGACGGACGACUACUGUGGCGACGGGUGCCAGUCGGGCCCGUGCCGCUCGAGCGGCAGCAGCAGUAGUGGUGGUGGGAACGUGGGUAGCGUUGUCACCGACGCAUUCUUCAACGGCAUCAAGAACCAGGCCGCGAGCGGGUGCGAGGGCAAGAACUUCUACACCAGGAGUGCGUUCCUGAGCGCCGCCAACUCGUACAAAAGCUUCGGUGGCGGGUCGGUGGCGGGCAAGCGCGAGAUCGCCGCUUUCUUCGCCCAUGUCACCCACGAGACCGGGCAUUUCUGCUACAUCAGCGAGAUCAACAAGAACAACGCCUACUGCGACUCGAGCAACAAGCAGUGGCCGUGCGCCGCGGGACAGAAGUACUACGGGCGCGGCCCGCUGCAAAUCUCGUGGAACUACAACUACGGGCCUGCCGGGAAGGCCAUCGGCUUCAACGGGCUCGCGAACCCGAACAAGGUGGCGCAGGACGCCGUGAUCGCGUUCAAGACGGCGCUCUGGUACUGGACGAACAACGUGCACGGGGUGAUGUCGCAGGGGUUCGGCGCCACCAUCAGGGCCAUCAACGGCGCCCUCGAGUGCAACGGCAAGAAUACUGCCCAGAUGAACGCGCGGGUGGGCUACUACAAGCAGUACUGCCGGCAGCUCGGCGUCGACCCCGGGCCCAACCUCACUUGCUAGGCGAGUGGCGUCGGCAGUCCUUGGAUGGCUCGUCCAGAAAAUGCAUGCUCGGCGUCGCACCCUCGCGAAACACAGAGUUUAGCGAGUACGAGCUAGCUAGUAGUAACAAUAAAACGCUGGGGCUGAGCCUGUUUGUUGCACCUUACUAAUAAUGAAGCAACUAUACCCUCGAAACAUUAGUGUGUACACUCGCGCUUGUACUUUACUACGAUUGCAUCAAGGGUUUAAAGACUAAAUCAAUAAACAGUGUCUGUGUCUAGGCGAGCUUCAA
Molecule: messenger RNA, 1184 nt
Organism: Sorghum bicolor (sorghum)
Lineage: Eukaryota; Viridiplantae; Streptophyta; Magnoliopsida; Poales; Poaceae
Product: endochitinase A
Exons: 2
Coding region: 92-913 (273 amino acids)
Biological process (GO): chitin catabolic process; carbohydrate metabolic process; cell wall macromolecule catabolic process
Molecular function (GO): chitinase activity; chitin binding
Source: RefSeq, a predicted model, not a curated record